GAGUAUUUACCUUACUGGGGUGAUGUAGAUGGAAUAAAAUAUUUCUAAUAUGUUCUUCUGUAUUCUUGCUAACACACUAUUCUUUCUAAACAAGUCGGCUCUAAGCUUGAAAGAUAGAUACCGAUCAUGAAUAGGAGAUUUGAUAAGUACCGUAAUUCAAAGAACAGCGCGCAUUCUUUUUUUCAUUUAACCACACCAUUUGAGCUAUGACGCCGACCAAUUAGAUCCUUUUUCGUCAGUGUUAACGGAAGUGAACAUUAAAUCAAGAACAAUUUUGUACGUUAGUGUUUUUGAUUGUUGCUAUUUUGACGUUUAUUAACACCCUGGAACUCAACAUAUGACUAAUUUAUCUGCAAAGAAUCACAUACCCCAGGUAGUAUUUAAUUCGCGUUGGAGACUGGAUUUGGUUGAUAGAUGUUAUUUAAGUAAAGCUAGCUAGUAGCUGCUAACAAUGGCUAAACGUAUGGUUUUUCACACUCAAAUAGCCUCCAUUAUGGAGGUGCUAGCGAAUGCAGCUGUGGCAGAGAUCUGUAAACUCGUCGACGACGACUAUGCAGUGUUUUGUUUGGAAAUAACUAAAAGCCAGAAAGAAAACAGGACAUUGCGGACAGAACUGAAAGUGGCACGGGAGCGCGCAGAGAAGACAGCGCGAGAGCGCGCCCUAGCUACUCGUCCCAGUAGUGUCAAGAUCCUCGACCGAUACAGAGGAAUGGCAAGAGGUGAAGGCCACAGGAGCUUUAUGAAGCCAGUGGGACACAACGCGUGGAGAGAUGACCAACCCAUAGCUAUAGAUGAGGGGAGUGGAACCUCACCCCAGCAUGUUAUCGUGAAAGAGUCUGCAGAGGCUGCAGGUCCUGGGGUCAAGCUGGAGAGGUCUGAAGGAGAGGAUCCACGGCACAGCAGAGACAUCCAGGAUGGUGCAGCGUCUGGAGUGGCACCCCCUUUAGCCAUGGAGGACCUCACCACCACACCAGCGCUGCCCAAGACCCGACACAGCAUCACGGACGUCAGUGGAACGCUGAAUGCUGUCCUAAAGUCAGAGACGGACACUACGACUUUAACAGUGCUGGAGCAACUGGGCAGUCCUCCUGGUCGCCACUCUGAGUAUUUACUUUACGGGAGCCCGAGGAAGGUUCUGUCCCAUCAGGACUCAAGUGACACGUUACAGAAUAGCAAUGAUCCGUCCUAUUCAUACACUACAGAGACAGAGAUGAUACCUGAUGACAUGCCUGUGGGCUUAGAUACACAGACUAAUCCAAUGAGAGGGGACUGGAACCAGUACAGCAGUAGUAUAUACUCUGAAGGGUCCCUAGAUAAGAAAGGGGAGGGUCUGGUUGUAGAUCAGGUGACUGUGAAGGGGGAGGGCGACCCUCCUCUGACAUGGAAUGCAGACGAUACUCACUUAGGAGAAGGACAGUCACAGGGCAACACUAGUGACUUCUUAGACUACAGGGAAAGCUUAGAGCCAAAUCCAAAUAUCGCAACCCACUCCCCUUUACACGCGUUCAGGGAUUCAGACCCAGAGUCCACAUCGAUGGCACCUUCCAAUUCACACGGCUGUGUCCUUUUCGAUCAGGUAUUGAAUUCAAAGGAUGUAAGGUCCAAGACUCGAGGGGGGGGAGCAACAUCAGGCAACAGUAAAGAGAAACGGUUCCUCUGCAUGUUCUGUAAGAAAGGCUUCAGCUGCCCCCAGAAGGUGGAGAUCCACCAGAGGGUCCAUACAGGGGAGAAAUUAUUCAGUUGUACCCAGUGUCACAUGCGCUUCACCCAGGCUGGCACCCUGAAGAGACACCAGAGGGUCCACACAGGGGAGAAACCCUUCAGCUGUACCCAGUGUCACAUGCGCUUCACACAGUCUGGCAACCUGAAGAUCCACCAGAGGGUCCACAUAGGGGUGAAACCCUUCAGCUGUACCCAGUGUCACAUGUGCUUCUCCCAGGCUUGGAACCUGAAGAGCCACCAGAGGGUCCACUCAGGUGAGAAACCCUUCAGCUGUCCCCAGUGUCACAUGAGCUUCUCCCACUCGUCCAGCCUGAAGAGGCACCAGAGGGUCCACACGGGGAAGAAAAUGUACAGCUGCCACUAGUUUGGAAAUACUUUUCCCCCACCAGAACCAGCUGAAGAUGCACAUGGGAGAAAGGCCGUUUGCCUGUGAGCACUGCGGGAAGAGGUUAUCAUAGGAGCUACCUCAGGAUACACCAGCAGAAAAAACAUUUCACUAUAUAACGUAGAAAGUAACCAUUCCACUUGAUAGCUUCUGAGUUUAGAUCAAACCUUGCAUUGAAGACAAAGAUACAUUCCGAUUUAGAAUUAGAAGAGUAACAGAUUUCAGUGUUGAAUAUUCCUGUGUAGAAUAUUGCAGCCAGGCAGUGGCCGUGUCCGAAUACCCAUACUAGCGUACUUCAUACUUAAACUGCAUAUUCAUUUUGGCAUUUGAUCUAGUAGAAUUCAGUAAUGUUUUCCGACUCAUGUGUUUGAUAACAGCUGAUAAUCCAAGAAAUUGAUGCGCUGUAUCAAAAUGAAGGCAUGGUGGGAGUCAACGCAAUCCCGCAUUCAGUGUACUUUUUUUCAAAAUGUGACAUAACAGACUUAGCGUGGGGGGGGGGGCUCUUCUGUCUUAACAUCAGUGGGAAGCUGGUUCUACCAUUUGGGUGCCAGGACAGAGAAGCGCUUUGACUGGGCUGAGUGGGGGCUGUACCCUGUAGGGGUGGGACGGCCAAGAGACCUGAGGAGGCAGAACAUAGUGCUUGGGUUGGGGUGUUGGGUUUGAGCAUAGCCUGAAGGUAGGGAGGGGCAGUUCCCCUUGCUGCUCUGUAGGCAAGCACCAUGGUCUUGUCGUGGAUGUGAGCUUCGACUGGAAGCCAGUAGUGUGCCAAAGAGCAGUUGAACACUUUGGGAAGGUUGAACACCAGGCGGGGUGCAGCAUUCUGGAUAAGUUGCAGGGGUUUGAUGGCACAAGCAGGGAGCCCAUCCAACAGAAAGUUGCAGUAGUCUAGACUGGAGAUGACAAGAGCCUGGAUUAGGACCGGCACCACUUCCUGUGUGAGGAAGGGUCGUACUCUACUGUUGUAGAGCAUGAACCUGCAGGAAAGUCACUGCUUUGAUGUUUGCAGAGAAUGACAGGGUGUUGUCCAAGGUCACGCCAAGGGUCUUUGCACUCUGGUAGGGGGACACAGUGGAGAUGUCAACCAUGAUGGAGAAGUCUUGGAGUGGGCAGACCUUCCCCGGGAGAAAGAGCAGUUAUGUCAUGUCGAGGUUGAGCUUGAGGUGGUGGGCUGACAUCCAAGCUGAGAUGUCUGCUAAGCACACAGAGAUAUGUGUGGUUUUCAUAUGGUGUAUUUAACACUUGUUUAUGUUUAAUAAACACAAAAUGGGACUUUU
Molecule: messenger RNA, 3381 nt
Organism: Oncorhynchus kisutch (coho salmon)
Lineage: Eukaryota; Metazoa; Chordata; Actinopteri; Salmoniformes; Salmonidae
Product: zinc finger protein 184
Exons: 3
Coding region: 452-2086 (544 amino acids)
Biological process (GO): regulation of gene expression
Cellular component (GO): nucleus
Source: RefSeq, a predicted model, not a curated record